UAGCCUCAGGUUCCACGCCGCAAGUCACAAAGCGCCGGGUCACGUGGGCGGGCCGGUGCGCUUUGUGACGCAGACGGCCCCGCCCCCGGCCCGCCUAUCGGCGCACGCCCAAGCCCCGCCUCGCGUGCGCCGCCCGUGCAGUCCCUGCUUAAGAGACCCCGGAGUGGGGGCGCUCGCCCGAAGCCAGGCCGCGUCCGCCAUAGUGCCUGGCGCGGAGGUGUCGUCGGCGCAGGGUGCGGGCCGGAGAGCGCCCGGGGUUGGGGGGGCAGAACAAAAAAAAAAUAAUAAUAAUAAAGAGGGAAUCCAGCGACGCCCUCGCCGCCGCCCGACCGUUUCCGGGCUUCCCGACGCGGUCGUGGGCUCAGAGGCGACAGGAGCGGGAGCAGCGCGAGGAGCAGCAAGAGGAAGAGUCGGGCAGCCUCGGUGGUGUCCCCGGGGCCAACGAAGCCGCCUUCCGGGGCCCGGGGUGGUGAGGAAGGGCCUCGCGGCCUAGCUGGGCCCCGCACCGGCUUUGUGUCAGGCGGCGGCGGGGGGGAGGCGGAGCCGAACCGGGCGGCCGCUGGAAGGCCUCUCCUCCGCCGACCGCGCGAUCUCGGCCUAGGCCGCGGGCCGCUCGUGGCCUCCGGGGAGCAGGCGCCAGGGUGUGUGUGCGGUGGGGGCCUGGGCCUGGGGACGCCGACGCCGGUCGUCCGGAAGCCGGGAGGAGGCGAGAGGCCGCUCGUGGACUCCGGGCCUAGGCCCUCUCCCCGCAACCUUCUCCCGGGGCCUGGGUCACCCCCAUCCACGGAGAGAGACUAGCCGGGAGGUGCGGCCGCUAUGGACCCCUGACCCCGCGGGGUCAUUCGGACUCUAACGUGUGGACUGACCGCUACUGACUGCACCGCCUGCCCCCGUCUCCUGCCGGCCCUUAGCAUGAGCGAGUGGGACCCAGCCGGGUGACAUUGUGCCGGUUGGCGGAUCCUCGAUUGCCCCCUUUCCUGUCUUGCUCCUCCCUCAUGAAGCGAUUCUGAGUACGGGGGGUUCCGGAUUAUUGUUCUCACGGACCCCCGCUUGUGGUUGGGGGGGUAUUUAAUCUGAGGCCUUAGGGUCCUUCGUUGUCUUUUGAGUGUUUUGUGUGUGUACAUAUUUUGCUCUUAAGUUUAUAAAUAUACAUAUAUUGAGAGUGUCCACGUCUCCUCGCUGAACCUUAGGAAUCUUUUGCCACAAUGUCCUGUGUGCACUAUAAAUUUUCCUCUAAACUCAACUACGACACCGUCACUUUUGAUGGGCUCCAUAUCUCCCUCUGCGAUUUAAAGAAGCAGAUUAUGGGGAGAGAAAAGCUGAAAGCUGCCGAUAGCGAUCUGCAGAUCACCAACGCACAGACGAAAGAAGAAUACACUGAUGACAAUGCGCUCAUUCCUAAGAACUCAUCUGUGAUUGUCAGGAGGAUUCCUAUUGGAGGUGUCAAGUCUACAAGCAAGACAUAUGUUAUAAGUCGAACUGAACCAGUGAUGGGAACUACAAAAGCAAUUGAUGACGCUUCUGCAUCUAUUUCUCUGGCCCAGCUUACAAAGACACUGGAAACUAACAUAAUUCUGGAGGAGUCCCCUAGUUUUGGCUGUGAAUUAUGUGGACUUCUUUUUAAAUAGCCAAAACAGAAGAUUUCCUUUCCAUGGACAAUUGUGUGGUUAAUUCUUGAAAUUUUUAAUUGAUCCCACCAAGGUCAAUAUUUUAAAUGUGGUACAGUUGUUUCUUUAUGCUUUAGGCUUGUAGUCUGUCUGCAUUAGAAAAAUUUUAAACAACGUAAUUUGUUUGAACACAGACUACAUGAAUUGUGUUAAGUAUGUACUUAUGAUGCUGUUUGCAGGAAUAUGAGUGUGUAUGUUUGGAGAGGGCCAAAUUGUUCCCUCCUGAAAUCACUGUAUACAUCAUGUUGUUUGAUAAGGUUGCUUACAUUUAUGCUCGAUAAUGUGUAUCUUCUGUUUGGGAAAGCACUAGCGAUGGAUUCUUUUUUUUUUUUUUUUUUAAGACAGUGUAUUUUAGAUUGCAGGGUGUGUCUUUAGAAGACCAGAACAGGUAGAAUUGAGGGCUCAAAAGGAUUCCUGAAAAUCUUUUUCCCCCCUACUAUCAAGAAAUGAAAAGUAUGAUUUAACAGCCAACAUCAGAAGAGAAAAUGAAAAGUUAUCCUUUAGUGAUGUCCCUAUCUUUUAUCCUUGACUUGGUUGUGGGUUGUGUCCUUUUUUCUAGGAUGUAUCCUUAAAAGAUGUCCUGACAACAAAUUGCUACUUAAGCUCUAGUCCUAAGAAAACUAAAUACUAAAAUUAAUUAUCCUAAAUAGAGUGGAUGAACCAUGCUGUCAUUUUCUAGUGUAAGGUGGUUUAGCACAGAGGUCAUGUCUUUGGCAGCUUAUAGUUCCUGCUGUCUGUGUUUAUGUGUUCUGAGGGCUGGGUUUGAGGGUUGCUCUUUUCUGCUGCUGUUACUUGACUGGGAGGAGUUGGGAAGGUUUGGAGGUUUGGGUUUGUUUUGUUUUUUUUUUUCUUUUUUCUUUUUUUUGUUUUUGUUUUUAAUCUAUUUGUAAAAUAAUGUUUGGGUUCAAACAAAUUAGUUGUUGAACAUCUGUAAUCAGUUUUCUGUAAAUGUUACUGUUGUUCCAAGUUCUGUUAAUAUUAAGCAUUCUGUGUAUUUAAAAUUAAAAUAAAGUGUUAAAACUGGUUGCUUGUUUUGUGGAUGAAUGUAAAGAUAAAACCCAGUGAGUGAGUGACUGGUAUGAGCGGUAGGUGCUUGAAUAUCCAGGUUAUUAGAAAGUCACUCCCUUAGACCCUGUUUAUAUCUAGACUUAUAUUUAUUAAAAAUAAAAGUUCAUAUCUGUAGUUUAAAUUUUUGAAUGCUUAAUGCAUACCUUUGAACUUAGUGUAUAAGCUGACACCACUAACCAGAAGCCCUCUGACUUGUAGUGUAUAGUAACGUUAAGUCAUUUACCCCACCCUACAUUCCAAGUUCUAAAUGUAAAUUAUAAUCUCAGUGCUGUGACAAUUGAAAUCUUUUAAAAAUUUAACAUGUGUUUUCUUUUAAUCUCGCCUGGCCUUUAAUGUAAGGUACAGACAAGGUCUAAGGUUUGAAUCCCCCAGAAAGACCUCUGCAGCCUCCCAAGCUCCCCUAGACAGCAUAGAGUGAUGGAAGAAUGCCCAGUACUUACUGUUGUUAAGCACAGCUCGUUUAGAAGCUGCUCUGUGUAGAAUGCGUGUGUUGUCUUUGCUGUGUGGUCUUAAUGUGUUUCUAAUGUGUGUGUCAAAUAAUUACCUGUUAAACAGACUGCCAAUCUGGCUGAAGCCAAUGCUUCUGAAGAAGACAAAAUUAAAGCAAUGAUGUCACAGUCUGGCCAUGAAUACGACCCAAUCAAUUACAUGAAGAAAACUCUAGUAGGUCCACCACCUCCAUCUUACACCUGCUUUCGUUGUGGUAAACCUGGUCAUUAUAUUAAGAAUUGCCCAACAAAUGGGGAUAAGAACUUUGAAUCUGGUCCUAGGAUCAAAAAGAGCACUGGAAUUCCUAGAAGUUUUAUGAUGGAAGUGAAAGAUCCUAACAUGAAAGGUGCAAUGCUUACAAACACUGGAAAAUAUGCAAUACCAACUAUAGAUGCUGGGAGACUCCUCUUUCACAAAUUGGGAACAAUGGGGCAUAAGCAAAUUGAUACUUAUUUGUGGAAUCGUGGUGAUGUCUAUGGAGCAGCUGCAACACAAAUAACACACCUCAGAGAGGCCUAUGCAAUCGGGAAGAAAGAGAAACCACCCUUCUUACCAGAGGAGCCAUCAUCAUCUUCAGAAGAAGAUGAUCCUAUCCCAGACGAGCUCUUGUGCCUCAUCUGCAAAGACAUCAUGACUGAUGCUGUGGUCAUUCCCUGCUGUGGAAACAGUUACUGUGAUGAAUGUAUAAGAACAGCACUCUUGGAGUCAGAUGAACAUACAUGUCCAACAUGUCACCAAAAUGAUGUUUCUCCUGAUGCUUUAAUUGCCAACAAGUUUUUACGACAGGCUGUUAAUAACUUUAAAAAUGAAACUGGCUAUACAAAACGACUACGAAAACAGUUACCUCCACCCCCACCCCCAGUACCACCACCAAGACCACUCAUGCAGCGGAACCUGCAGCCUCUGAUGAGAUCUCCCAUAUCAAGACAGCAGGAUCCUCUGAUGAUUCCAGUGACAUCGUCCUCCGCUCACUCAGCUCCCUCUAUAUCUUCAUUAACUUCAAAUCCAUCUGCCCUGGCUCCUUCUGUGUCUGGAAAUCCAUCUUCUGCCCCAGCUCCAGUACCUGAUAUAACUGCAACCGUGUCUAUAUCAGUCCACUCAGAAAAAUCGGAUGGACCUUUUCGGGAUUCUGAUAAUAAAUUAUUGCCAGCUGCCGCCCUUACAUCAGAACAUUCAAAGGGAGCCUCUUCAAUUGCUAUUACUGCUCUUAUGGAAGAAAAGGGGUACCAGGUACCAGUCCUUGGAACUCCAUCUUUGUUGGGACAGUCAUUAUUACAUGGACAGUUGAUUCCCACAACUGGCCCAGUAAGAAUCAAUGCUGCUCGUCCAGGUGGUGGCCGGCCAGGCUGGGAGCAUUCCAACAAGCUUGGGUACCUAGUUUCUCCACCACAGCAAAUUAGAAGAGGAGAAAGAAGCUGUUACAGAAGUAUAAACCGCGGGCGACACCACAGCGAACGAUCACAGAGGACUCAAGGCCCAUCACUUCCAGCAACUCCAGUCUUUGUGCCCGUUCCACCACCUCCUUUGUAUCCGCCUCCUCCCCAUACACUUCCUCUUCCUCCAGGUGUACCUCCCCCACAGUUUUCUCCUCAGUUUCCUCCUGGCCAGCCUCCACCAGCAGGAUAUAGUGUCCCUCCUCCAGGGUUUCCACCAGCUCCUGCCAAUAUAUCAACACCUUGGGUAUCAUCAGGAGUGCAGACUGCCCAUUCAAAUACCAUCCCUACAACACAAGCACCUCCUUUGUCCAGGGAAGAAUUCUAUAGAGAGCAACGACGGCUAAAGGAAGAGGAAAAGAAAAAGUCCAAGCUAGAUGAGUUUACAAAUGAUUUUGCUAAGGAAUUGAUGGAAUACAAAAAGAUUCAAAAGGAGCGUAGGCGCUCAUUUUCCAGGUCUAAAUCUCCCUAUAGUGGGUCAUCGUAUUCAAGAAGUUCAUACACUUAUUCAAAGUCAAGGUCUGGCUCAACACGUUCACGCUCUUACUCUCGGUCCUUCAGCCGCUCACAUUCUCGCUCCUAUUCACGAUCACCCCCAUACCCCAGGAGAGGCAGAGGCAAGAGCCGCAAUUACCGUUCACGGUCCAGAUCUCACGGAUACCACCGAUCUAGGUCAAGGUCACCUCCCUAUAGACGAUACCACUCACGGUCCAGAUCUCCUCAAGCAUUUAGGGGACAGUCUCCCACUAAACGCAAUGUACCUCAAGGAGAAACAGAGCGUGAGUAUUUUAAUAGAUACAGAGAAGUUCCACCCCCUUAUGACAUCAAAGCCUAUUAUGGGCGGAGUGUCGACUUUAGAGACCCAUUUGAGAAAGAACGCUACCGGGAAUGGGAAAGGAAAUACCGAGAGUGGUAUGAGAAGUACUACAAAGGGUACGCGGUGGGAGCUCAACCUAGACCCUCAGCCAAUAGAGAGGACUUUUCUCCAGAGAGACUCUUACCUCUUAAUAUCAGAAAUUCACCCUUUACAAGAGGGCGCAGAGAAGACUAUGCUGCUGGACAAAGUCAUAGAAAUAGAAAUCUAGGUGGCAACUAUCCAGAAAAGCUUUCAACAAGGGACAGUCACAAUGCAAAAGAUAAUCCAAAAUCGAAGGAGAAGGAGAGUGAGAAUGUUCCAGGAGACGGCAAAGGGAACAAGCAUAAGAAACACAGGAAACGAAGAAAGGGGGAAGAGAGUGAGAGCUUCCUGAACCCAGAGCUACUGGAGACGUCUAGGAAAUGCAGGGAAUCGUCAGGGAUUGAUGAAACGAAGACAGAUACACUGUUUGUUCUCCCAAGCAGAGACGAUGCUACACCUGUUAGGGAUGAGCCAAUGGACGCAGAAUCGAUCACUUUCAAGUCAGUAUCUGACAAAGACAAGAGGGAAAAGGAUAAGCCAAAAGUAAAAAGUGACAAGACCAAACGGAAAAGUGACGGGUCUGCUACAGCCAAGAAAGACAAUGUUUUAAAACCUUCUAAAGGACCUCAAGAAAAGGUAGAUGGAGACCGUGAAAAGUCUCCUCGGUCUGAGCCGCCACUCAAAAAAGCCAAAGAGGAGGCUACAAAGAUUGACUCUGUAAAACCUUCCUCGUCUUCUCAGAAGGAUGAGAAGGUCACUGGAACCCCUAGAAAAGCCCAUUCUAAAUCUGCAAAAGAACACCAGGAGGCAAAGCCAGCCAAGGACGAGAAGGUCAAAAAGGACUGUUCCAAAGACAUCAAGUCAGAAAAGCCAGCCAGUAAGGACGAGAAGGCCAAGAAGCCUGAGAAAAAUAAACUACUUGAUAGCAAGGGAGAAAAACGAAAGAGAAAAACGGAAGAAAAGAGUGUAGAUAAAGAUUUUGAGUCGUCUUCAAUGAAAAUCUCUAAAGUAGAAGGAACAGAAAUAGUGAAACCAUCACCAAAACGGAAAAUGGAAGGUGAUGUUGAAAAGCUGGAAAGGACCCCAGAAAAGGACAAGAUUGCAUCAUCAACUACUCCAGCCAAAAAAAUCAAACUCAACAGAGAAACUGGAAAAAAAAUUGGAAAUGCAGAAAAUGCAUCUACUACAAAAGAACCCUCUGAAAAAUUGGAGUCAACAUCUAGCAAAAUCAAACAGGAAAAAGUCAAGGGAAAGGCCAAACGGAAAGUAGCUGGGUCGGAAGGCUCCAGCUCCACGCUUGUGGAUUACACCAGUACAAGUUCAACUGGAGGCAGUCCUGUGAGGAAAUCUGAAGAAAAGACAGAUACAAAGCGAACAGUCAUUAAAACUAUGGAGGAAUAUAAUAAUGAUAACACAGCUCCUGCUGAAGAUGUUAUAAUUAUGAUCCAGGUUCCUCAGUCCAAAUGGGAUAAAGAUGACUUUGAGUCUGAAGAAGAAGAUGUUAAAACCACACAACCUAUACAGAGUGUAGGGAAACCAUCGAGUAUUAUAAAAAAUGUCACUACUAAGCCAUCGGCUACGGCUAAGUACACCGAGAAGGAAAGCGAGCAGCCCGAGAAACUGCAGAAGCUUCCCAAGGAGGCGAGCCACGAGCUGAUGCAGCACGAGCUCAGGAGCUCAAAGGGCAGUGCGUCCAGUGAGAAGGGCAGAGCCAAGGACCGGGAGCACUCAGGGUCGGAGAAGGACAACCCUGACAAGAGGAAGAGCGGUGCCCAGCCAGACAAGGAGAGCACUGUGGACCGCCUGAGUGAGCAGGGACAUUUUAAGACUCUCUCUCAGUCUUCCAAAGAGACCAGGACUUCAGAGAAGCACGAGUCUGUUCGUGGUUCCUCAAAUAAAGACUUCACUCCUGGUAGAGACAAGAAAGUGGACUACGACAGCAGGGAUUAUUCCAGUUCCAAGCGAAGAGACGAGAGAGGUGAAUUAGCAAGGAGAAAAGACUCUCCUCCCCGGGGCAAAGAGUCUCUGUCUGGGCAGAAAAGCAAGCUGAGGGAGGAGAGAGAUUUACCUAAAAAGGGGGCCGAGUCAAAAAAAAGUAAUUCUAGCCCCCCAAGAGACAAAAAGCCUCAUGAUCAUAAAGCCCCCUACGAAACUAAACGCCCAUGUGAAGAGACAAAGCCUGUAGAUAAAAACUCUGGGAAGGAGCGGGAGAAGCAUGCUGCUGAAGCUCGCAAUGGGAAAGAGUCCAGUGGUGGCAAACUGCCAUGUAUACCUAACCCGCCAGACCCUCCCAUGGAGAAGGAGCUGGCUGCUGGGCAGGUGGAGAAGAGCGCCGUCAAGCCGAAACCCCAGCUGAGCCAUUCCUCGAGGCUUUCCUCUGACCUGACCCGGGAGACGGACGAGGCUGCCUUUGAACCAGAUUAUAAUGAGAGCGACAGUGAGAGUAAUGUGUCUGUGAAGGAAGAAGAAGCUGUUGCCAGUAUCUCCAAGGACUUGAAAGAGAAAACAACAGAGAAAGCGAAAGAGAGCUUGACUGUAGCAACGGCCAGCCAGCCAGGUGCAGACAGGAGCCAGAGCCAAAGUAGCCCCAGUGUUAGUCCAAGUAGAAGUCAUAGCCCUUCCGGGAGCCAGACCCGAAGCCACAGCAGCAGUGCCAGCUCAGCCGGAAGCCAGGACAGCAAAAAGAAGAAGAAGAAGAAGGAGAAGAAAAAGCACAAGAAGCAUAAAAAGCACAAGAAGCACAAGAAGCACGCAGGCGCCGACGGCGACGUGGAGAAGAGCCAGAAACACAAACACAAGAAGAAGAAGGCCAAGAAGAACAAAGACAAGGAGAAGGAGAAAGAUGACCAAAAAGUGAGAUCUGUCACUGUGUGAAGGACGGAUGUGUUAAUUGACUUAAUUACUAAGUCAUCUGUAUUAAAUUCUGUUAUAAUGUAAAGAGAUUCCAGCCUUGUAAAUAAUGAAUGGAAGACCCUGUGCUGCACUUAAAAGUAUUUGCUGCUUGAUUAUUUCAUUUUUACAUCAGAGCUUUAUAACGAACUUUUGUACAGAAUUGUGAGUUGUGACCAUGGAACAUGAGAGGUUUUGCUAGGGCCUAUUAUUUUUAACCACCAUUAAUUAGUUGGGGUGGAGUUUACUGUACUGUGAAAUUUUCACAUUUGAAUUUUUUUAAUUGCCUGGCAAAUGCUGAUAUCAGUUCAAAAAUAUCAGCAGAAUGAUUGCUGAACUCAUUACAGCCCCGUUAUGUCACUUUUUGAUUACAAUAAAAGUUUUCAGUAAA
Molecule: messenger RNA, 8835 nt
Organism: Mus musculus (house mouse)
Lineage: Eukaryota; Metazoa; Chordata; Mammalia; Rodentia; Muridae
Gene: Rbbp6
Product: retinoblastoma binding protein 6, ubiquitin ligase
Exons: 19
Coding region: 3342-8429 (1695 amino acids)
Biological process (GO): DNA damage response; protein ubiquitination; ubiquitin-dependent protein catabolic process
Cellular component (GO): protein-containing complex; nuclear speck; chromosome
Molecular function (GO): zinc ion binding; protein kinase binding; nucleic acid binding
Source: RefSeq, a predicted model, not a curated record